UCACUCUCUGAACACUACACAAGUCCCUCAUUCCUCUGCAUUCAUCUACCAACCCACUACAUCAUUUUACCAAAUUCACACUCUUUCCCACUUACAACUUCAGUCUUAUAACACACCCCUUCAUUUCUUCACUUCCCAAAUAUACAUUCUUGAUUCUUGGCUUAAAAUGAGGGGCUUCAAAGAAGACAUAAAGGAUGAAACAAAGGGUGUUUGGGUGGAUGGAGCAAUCAUAGUAGGUGCAGGACCAUCUGGGCUAGCAGUCUCAGCUUGUCUCAAGAAAAACAACAUCACUUCUUUAGUUCUUGAGAGGAAUGAUUGUUUAGCUUCAUUAUGGCAAAAAAGGACUUAUGAUUUUCUCAAGCUCCACCUCCCUCAGAACUUUUGUGAGCUUCCUUUCUUUGGUUUUCCGAGGAACUUUCCCAAGUACCCAACAAAGCACCACUUCAUUUCAUACAUUGAGGCUUAUGCUCAGCAUUUUGGGAUUCAGCCCAGGUUUAAACAAGUGGUGGAGAGGGCAGAGUUUGAUUCUUUGAGUGGGUUUUGGAGGGUUUUUAGUCAGGAUUGUGAGUAUGUUUCGAGGUGGCUUGUGGUGGCAACAGGGGAAAAUGCAGAGCCUUUUAUUCCUGAGAUUGGUGGGAUUGAGAGGUUUGAUGGGCCUGUGGUGCAUACAAGUGAGUAUAGAUCAGGUGGUGAGUUUAAGAAACAGAGGGUAUUGGUUGUGGGGUGUGGGAAUUCUGGUAUGGAAGUUAGUUUGGAUCUCUGUAAGCACAAUGCCAUUCCUCAUUUGGUUGUUAGAAACUCUGUGCAUGUUUUACCCAGAGAGAUGUUUGGGUGCUCUACAUUUGGAAUAGCAAUGGCCCUUCUCAAAUGGUUUCCUCUAAGACUAGUUGACAAGUUCCUCAUACUAAUGUGCAACUCUAUCCUUGGCAAAACAGAGAAAUUAGGUCUCAGAAGACCGAAAACCGGCCCGAUUGAGCUCAAAAAUGCCACCGGAAAGACUCCUAUUCUUGAUGGAGGAGCUCUGUCACAUAUAAAAUCUGGUGAAAUUAAGGUAAUGGUAGGAGUGAAAGAGAUAACAAGCAAUGGGGCCAAAUUCAUGGAUGGCCAAGAGAGAGAAUUUGAUGCUAUAGUAUUGGCUACAGGCUACAAGAGCAAUGUCCCAUUUUGGCUUAAGGGAAAUGAGCUAAUUACAGAAGACGGAUUGCAAAAGGCGUCGAACGGAAAUGGGUGGAAAGGAAAGAACGGAUUGUAUACGGUGGGAUUCAGCAAGAAAGGCCUUCUUGGUACUGCAUCAGAUGCGCUUAAUAUUGCCAGAGAUAUUGCUGAUCAUUUGAAAUCAUGUAAAGACUGCAACAAUAGCUGUAGGUCAAUUGCUGUCUUACAAACAUAAGAUUGUUGUUUAACUAUGCAGAAGGUAGAUUCAGAGGUAACAGCAAGGUUUUAAACAAAAUGUGAUGCAUUUUGGUUUAUUUCUCUUCCCCUGGAAGAAAGAUGUUCCAAACAAAUUUCCU
Molecule: messenger RNA, 1511 nt
Organism: Daucus carota subsp. sativus
Lineage: Eukaryota; Viridiplantae; Streptophyta; Magnoliopsida; Apiales; Apiaceae
Product: probable indole-3-pyruvate monooxygenase YUCCA4
Exons: 4
Coding region: 167-1390 (407 amino acids)
Biological process (GO): auxin biosynthetic process
Molecular function (GO): NADP binding; N,N-dimethylaniline monooxygenase activity; flavin adenine dinucleotide binding
Source: RefSeq, a predicted model, not a curated record